Molecule: messenger RNA, 825 nt
Organism: Effrenium voratum
Lineage: Eukaryota; Dinophyceae; Suessiales; Symbiodiniaceae
Source: the annotation of a GenBank genome assembly
AUGCAACAGGCGCGUGCCGCCGAUGAGGCGAGCCACCAAAAGCAGCGGGAGGCAGCCAGCGCCAACGAGCGCCUGGCCACUGCAAAGCGGAAGGCGGAGGAGGUCUCCGCGGCCAGCCAGAAAAAACAGAAGCAGGUGCUGGACCUGCGCGAAGAGGCGGAGAGGAAGAUGAAGGAGGCUGAGGCGGCGGAGGCGGCCGCUAUGGAGGCCGCCAUGGAGGCGGAGCGCUACAAGGAGUACGUGGCUGAGGCGGAGCAAAGCGUCCAAGAGGCCUCGGUGUCCGCGGCGCAGUGUGCCAAGGAGGUCGCCCUGGCGAUGCAGCAGGUCCGUGCGCAGACCUGGUCCUCCCCCCAGCAAUGCAGGAUCCACGAUGUCUCGGAGCUUGUGAAAGUCAACCAAUGCCUGCUGCCUGCCAUUGGCGUCGGGGCGGCGGUUUACUUUGUCACUGGCUUCGCAUCGAUCUCUACCUUGGGCUUGGUUGGAGUUGGAGCUGGCGUUGGAUACGGAGUUGGAAGCUGGAUCGCCGACAAGAUGGGCAAGAAGCAAGAUGCUCAAAAGGUGCCAUUGGAGUCCUUGCCCUGGGCCGUGCAGGUGGCGCUUCAGAAUUGGCAGGAGUUUUUGACACGACAGGCUGCUGGAAGGCAGCUCUCUCCCGCGGAUGUGGAUGCCAUCUGGGCCCAGUUCGAGCAAUACGAGCCCACGCACGCCGCCAACGCUCGCGCACUGGUUCGAGGCAGCAGCGCGUCAAGCAGCUCGCAGGGUCCAGCCACCUUCAACUCUGGCGGCGGUCCGACCUUCGUGGCAACACAGGCUGCAGAGGUCUGA